Molecule: messenger RNA, 1030 nt
Organism: Aaosphaeria arxii CBS 175.79
Lineage: Eukaryota; Fungi; Ascomycota; Dothideomycetes; Pleosporales
Exons: 2
Coding region: 64-780 (238 amino acids)
Source: RefSeq, a predicted model, not a curated record
CCAUAAAACGGCAGUGAUGUUUGCUGUGAAGGGAGGCUGUCGCCGUCGUCAACCAGGAACAGCAUGGCGUUAAAAACUGAGCGGCCAGGGAGGAGGGUGAAGAAGGCCCCAUUCCGUUUCUUCGAUCUACCGACUCUCGACCUUGAUCCCAUGAACAGCCGUGUCAUUGCGCCUCUGUUGCAUCCAUUUCUCGCUUCCCAUCGCAUGCACGACGAAGCGGCCCCCGUUUUCUACAGCCAAAACACGUUUCGCGUCCUGCCAAUUCACGGUCGAUUCUUUCACACCGAAAGGCCUUUGAUUGCACGCCUGCCCGAACAUUAUCGCUCGUAUAUAACCAAGAUGGAGUUGUAUUUGGGGUUGGGUUGGACGGGGCCGCCGGUGGAAUGGAUAAUCAGUGACCGACUUGGUCUAUCAGCGUGCACAAAGUUACGGACGUUGAAGGUAUACGUACGGUUUGACCCGUCGAGUCACCCGUCAUUUGAAGAGUUCCAGGUCACACCUGAGUUCUACACCGAUUUCAGCGUCGGACUGGUUCGGGAUUUCUUUGCCCAAGCCCCGUCGCUCACCGGGGUCGAAUUGGACGGUGAGCCAGAACUGCAGAUGUCUUCUCCGAUCCUACAAGGCGUCAUAAACGAGGCAAAAGUUCAGAACAAGCGGAUAACAUGGGGACCGAAGGGCCAGUGGGACAGACCUCUUGCUCCUGACCUGGUCAAAUUAAUGCAAUUGCUCAGUCUUGGUUCUUCUCAUAUCCAACGACGAACUGUCGCUUCGCUGGCUUGAUCCCAACAUAAUGAGCAAAAGAUUUCACGUCAUUCUGUGCGUCGGCGUUGUAGGUGUAUAUCGAUACGGAACCUAUUAGGACUUCAUCCCAUUCUAAUUUUCCAGCCAAUGCCUGUCAUUGCUACGACCUUAUCAUCUAACAGGAUCCCAUACGUCAACUUAAUAACUCUGUGAUUUGUCCUUGUCCUCAAUUAAUUACUCAUAGCUAGCUCUACUGUUAUUCUUUGUCAAUAUAUUUAUCAUCUUUCGA